AAAAAAAACAAACGCCCAUUGAAAAUAUACACACAACAUUUUCAUAGGCGCACGUGUGGCACGUGUUGCUUCUUUUUUGUUUAUAAUAUUACAAUUUUUUUUCUUGGCUCAUCAAACAAAACAACUCAAGUUUCGAUAUUGUUGUAUGUGUGUGUGUUUUUUUUUUCUUUCCGAAAUCGUUUUUGUAUCAUGUUGAAAAACGCGCGCCUUUUGAUUGGCGUUUUCAUAUUGUUUGCCAGCCUCAUAACGGAUACACAAGCCACAGCAAAUAAUGAAACGAGUUUCCUGGAGUCAUCGCUCCGAUAUUUGGAUGAGCAGCUGCUGUACGAUAUCUUGCCGCGUGCCACAUGCCCCGGCCAGGAGCCAGAUGCGCCCCUAGAUGAAUUUCCCGAUAUAUUUACAGUGGAGCAGCUGCGUCAGGGUUGGGUAGCUCUGCACGUAUUCGCCGCGAUCUAUUUCUUCAUAUUGCUGGCCAUCAUAUGCAAUGACUACUUUCUGCCCACCGUCGAGUGCAUCUGCGAGGAUCUGCAUCUGUCGAAAGAUGUGGCGGCAGCCACAUUUAUGGCCACAGCCACCUCGAUGCCCGAGUUCUUUACGAACACGAUAAGUACGCUAAUCUUGGAGUCGGACAUGGGACUGGGCACCAUUAUCGGGUCGCUGAUGUUCAACACACUUGGCGUCGCCGGACUCGCCGCCCUGGCCAUCAACAAGCCAGUGCAGCUGGACUGGUGGCCCAUAGCACGGGAUUGCGCCAUCUAUAUCUUCAAUACGAUCGUGUUGCUGGUGCUCGCCUGGGGCGGCAGCAUCAGCUUUGUGGAAUCGUGCGUCAUGAUGGGCUUCCUGGUGCUCUACUAUCUGAUCACGUUUAACAACAAUAAGUUUAUGCCAGCCAUACGCGUCUUUAUCGAGGAUCGCAUGAACUGCUGCUUCUCCACGCGUUACGAUCUCACGGAACCACCUGAGAACAGCGCCAAGGCGCAGCUGCCGCUGAAAAAGGAUCCACUCUCCGGCGACGGACUGUUUGUGGUCAAUUUUCCGGAGAAUACCUCAUCCAUGUCGUCUACGGCCAAUUUGACGCACUCCAAGAAUUGGAAUGGCGAGGACGAUGACGACGAUCAGCUACCGCGGAGCAUUUUCGCCUUUCCACACGGCGCUACAACAUUCACGAAAUGCUGGUGGGUCUUUACGUUCCCAAUUAAACUAGUUCUGCGCAUGCUGAUUCCACAUCCCAUGCGGCAUCGCCGAUUAUAUCCGUUGUCCUUCAUCAUGUGCAUCAUUUGCAUUGGCGGCAAUGCCUAUCUAAUUGUCUGGAUGUUAACGGCUUUUGGUGUGGCGAUACGUGUGCCCACCAUUGUCAUGGGUCUCACCUUUUUGGCCGCUGGCUCCACGAUGCCCGAGGCGGUUUCCAGCCUUAUUUCGCUGCGAAAUGGCGAGAAUGGCAUUGGCGUCUCGAAUUCCCUGGGCGCCAAUUCAUUGGCCAUUUUGUUGUCCCUGGGCGUACCGUGGUUCGUGAAGAACUGCAUCAACUAUGGCACCGGCGAGAAGCAGCAGGUGGGCACCCAGGGCAUCGAGUACAAUAUAUUGAUCCUGAUAUUCUGCACCAUCGCCCUAUUCAUCGUGCUAAGCUGCAGCGGAUAUCGUCUAACGAAGCGCGUGGGCAUAGCCCUGUUCAGCGUUUACACGGUAUUCAUAGUGCUGCAAAUAUUGAUCGAGAUGAAUGUGUUCUUCCCCAUGGACUGCAGCAGCUAAUAACCACAACACUAGUUCCAGUUCCAGUUCCACUUCCACUUCCAGUUCCAGUUCCAAUUCCAGUUUGAUAAUCGGUAUUCGUGUUAAAGUUUAAUGCCUUCGAGCUUCUGGCUGGCACCAGAGCAGCACGCUGCCUGACGUUAAGUUCGGUUAAGUUUCCCGUUCUAAUUGUUUAAUGUAUAUACGAGAUCUUGGAGUUGCGUUAGUUUUAAUAUGUAUAUACAUAUCGAUAAUGGGGCUUAUGACAUUGGUUGCUAAAAUGUUGGGUUUUGCUCUCAGUAUGAGUUGAUGUAGUUCAUGGAACUAAUUCAGGCUAUUCAUUUUGGCUUAAAUGCCAAGCUAACGUAUUAUUUUAGGGUUGCCACCUACGAGAAAACGAACAACGACGAUCUACAACAUAAAGGAGAUUUACAAAAACUCACUAUGCUUCAACCACUAACCAAAAAUAUCAAGCUAAUUAAUGUCAUACGUUCACAUUAUACAAUUAAAUACAA
Molecule: messenger RNA, 2243 nt
Organism: Drosophila montana
Lineage: Eukaryota; Metazoa; Arthropoda; Insecta; Diptera; Drosophilidae
Product: sodium/potassium/calcium exchanger 3
Exons: 7
Coding region: 190-1749 (519 amino acids)
Biological process (GO): intracellular calcium ion homeostasis; calcium ion transmembrane transport
Cellular component (GO): plasma membrane
Molecular function (GO): calcium, potassium:sodium antiporter activity; calcium channel activity
Source: RefSeq, a predicted model, not a curated record